AUGGCGACUGCGGGCGUCGAGAACCAACCUCCUGAAGCACCAGCAUGGCGCGAAAACCUCAACACACAUCUUAUCUGCCCCGAUUGCAAGCAGGUACCUCCUGAUCUGAUUGAGGAGAAUGCCGACACCAUCUGUGCCAACUGUGGGAUGGUCCUUGCUGAACGUUUGGUCAGCUACGAGUCCGAGUGGCGUACCUUCAACUCUGAUGAAGGCAAGGGCGAGGAUCCCAACCGUGUCGGAGAAGCCGACAAUGAGUUGUUUCUCACUAACAACGCUGGUACAUUGAUCGGUGGUGGCGGUCCCAACGUAUCGAAGGAGACACGGAAGCUCAAGAAGGCGCAGGCGAUGCAACAGGAAAAUAAGGCGGACAAGGCUCUGCAGACCGCUUACGCGCAAAUCGAGGCUUGGGGGGAGAAGGCCAAGCUCACGGCUACCAUCAAAACUACCGCCAAAAUGUACUUCAAGCGGGUUUACGAAGCGAACGCCCUCCGUGGCAAGCAGACAGAGGUCAUUUUGGCCGGAUGCCUCUUCAUUGCUUGCCGUCAGCAUCAAGCGCCCCGGUCCUUCAGUGAGAUCUUCGGAUUGACGUCCGUCCCCAAGAAGGAGAUUGGACGAGCAUACAAAAACCUGGAGAAGUUUCUUACCAAGUCGUCGAAUGAGAGUAUUCAAGCAAUCGAAGAAAGCGGCGGCAUUGCGAAUCGGAAUCUUCUCGGGUUCAAGAGUACCCAGUCAACUAAACCCGAAGACCUUUGUGACCGGUACUGCAACAUGGUGGGAUUGCCUUUCCGAGUGUCGACCAUCGCGCGCGAGCUUGCACAAAAGAUCCCUACCGUCGAAGGGUUGGCCGGCCGGAGCCCGUUGUCCAACGCUGCCGCAUGCACCUAUUUUGCCAGUCACUUGCUGGGAUUUGGGAAGUCCACGAAGCAAAUUAGCGAAGUUGCCGGUGUGAGUGAUGCAACUAUCAAGCAUGCCUACAGAUACCUUCUUCAAGCAAAAGACUCCUUGGUUGAGCCAAGCUGGCUGGGUGAGCAGGGAAACGCCGGCGGGUUCGGCGAUCUGAAGAAUCUUCCCGGUGCUUGA
Fonsecaea multimorphosa CBS 102226 is the source of this 1080-nucleotide messenger RNA. RefSeq lists its product as uncharacterized. Gene Ontology annotation, molecular function: TBP-class protein binding; RNA polymerase II general transcription initiation factor activity. The transcript has a single exon. Gene Ontology annotation, biological process: transcription initiation at RNA polymerase II promoter; transcription preinitiation complex assembly. Lineage: Eukaryota; Fungi; Ascomycota; Eurotiomycetes; Chaetothyriales; Herpotrichiellaceae. The coding region runs from base 1 to 1080 and encodes 359 amino acids. The record is from RefSeq and is a predicted model, not a curated record. Gene Ontology annotation, cellular component: nucleus; transcription preinitiation complex.